AUGGAGAACACAUACGAUGUCUCUCGACCAGACCAGAAGCAGAGCGAUUCUAUUGCCUGGUAUGUCGUCCCUCGCGACUGUCGAGAUGAUGAAGUGGGAGUGAUGGAGGAACAAGAACAAUAUCUGGAAGAAAGUUUUUUUUUGAGCGAGUCUGGCAGACACAAGGUUGAGCCAACCGUCACGUUAACUGAGGAAGGCGCAAGUGUUAUCACAGAAUGGGACGCAAAUCUGUACAUGACUAGAUACUGGCCGCUCCUAUGUCUACUUGGGGCAUCGUUUGGAGCUAUUCAUCUAGUUUCGUGGGCAGGAUCUUUCCCUUCUCAAACAGAACGAUGGCUGUAG
Fusarium venenatum is the source of this 342-nucleotide messenger RNA. Lineage: Eukaryota; Fungi; Ascomycota; Sordariomycetes; Hypocreales; Nectriaceae. The record is from RefSeq and is a predicted model, not a curated record.